UAGCUGGGGUAACACGACGCUUUCUCGUGUGGCGGAAAACGUAAACAGUCCUAAAAAUGACUCUGGAAGAGGCUCAAACUGAGGAAAAACAAGAAGAGGUGUUACUUCCCGAUACUAACAUUGUGACGCAUUGUGUUUACAAGAACGAUGUUACAAGAUUUGUUAAAUGUUUUGAGGAUGACGAAGAUCCUUUCAAGGAGACCGUUUCAGACUUUUUGAACACACGCGAUGAAGAGGGAAAGUCGCCGUUAGAUGUUGCUGCCACACUUGGGAGGGUUGACAUGACAAGGGAAUUAUUGCAAAGAGGGGCUGACAUCAACAAUGUGACGGCAAAAGGGUACUGCCCACUGCAUCAUGCUGCAGCGUGGGGGAGGAUCGGUGUGCUGAAGGUACUGGUGGAGUUCAGUGCCAACCUGCAGCAACGUAAUGCUCAUGGAGAACGUGCUCGAGAGACGGCACAGAGGUACAACAAUGCUGAGUGUGUGGAUUACCUGGACUGGGCAGAGGCCAGGGUACAGCUGGUGGAGACAAUCAAAUCAAUUCAGGAAACUGUCACUGAUCCUGAGAAAAUUCAAGGCAAAAUUUCAAAGGAUGAAAAGAACCUGGCUGUCAAUUCCUGCAAGGAGAAGAAUGAGUGGGUAGAAGGCACAGUGGAUGCGACCACACAUGACUUCAUUGUCCAGAAGCAAGCCCUCCAAGAGAUAGUGGCACCAAUUCUCCAGAAGAUUGCAGAGCCUCGUCCAGAAAAAGACCAGGGGAAAGGACAGAAAAAAAGUAAGUAGACAGCAUUCAACAGGAUCCAUGUCUUCACUGCUCCUCGUCCCUGCUCGACCCAGGAUAGUGAUCAACAUCCACCAUCUUGUCUACAUCUACAGUUGCUUAUAGGGGGAUCACGAUGUACCAGUGUAUCAUGAUGGUAUUGUACAUGAUAUGCCUACCCAUGCAUCCAUUUGUUACUUCAUUCCAUAUUACUUUCAAAGUAACAUAUCAUACUUUCAGAAUAACUUUUUAGCUCAGUAUUACGUACCACCAUCAUAAACAGAAAUGAAUCCGAUUGCUUAAAACUGUUUGGAUGAGCUUCAGACAAGACAAACUGGUUAAUUGAUUUAUCUUGUUUAUUAAGUCAUAUUGAACAGAUACUAAAUGUAAUUUCAAUAAAGUUCAAGUCAUGAUACAUGUCGUAACAUGACAGAAGUGCUGCAUUAUGUAUCAAUAUUUGACAGGUGUAUUUUACGGAGCCAAGUUGCUGAUGUGUCAAUAGUGUUUAACAUCAUUGCAAGACAUAGUGAUGAAGAACCUGUGUUACUGUGAUACAAUGUGUAUAUAAUGUUGUAAAUAUUAGGGAAUUCCCUCAAUUUGUAAAUGUACAUAUAUCUGACAGUGCCCUGAUAGUGGGGGAAAUAAAUGUCUUGGACUA
This is a messenger RNA of Haliotis rubra (blacklip abalone), 1417 nucleotides long. RefSeq names its product ankyrin repeat domain-containing protein 45-like. Gene Ontology annotation, molecular function: protein binding. The transcript has 6 exons. Lineage: Eukaryota; Metazoa; Mollusca; Gastropoda; Lepetellida; Haliotidae. The record is from RefSeq and is a predicted model, not a curated record. Bases 57 to 782 code for a protein of 241 amino acids.